Messenger RNA from Prionailurus viverrinus (fishing cat), 3495 nucleotides. It is a transcript of the gene PRDM4, whose product is annotated as PR/SET domain 4. Lineage: Eukaryota; Metazoa; Chordata; Mammalia; Carnivora; Felidae. The record is from RefSeq and is a predicted model, not a curated record. The transcript is spliced from 12 exons. Gene Ontology annotation, cellular component: cytoplasm; nucleus. Gene Ontology annotation, biological process: transcription by RNA polymerase II; regulation of transcription by RNA polymerase II; cell fate commitment. The coding region runs from base 401 to 2566 and encodes 721 amino acids. Gene Ontology annotation, molecular function: histone methyltransferase binding; DNA-binding transcription factor activity, RNA polymerase II-specific; RNA polymerase II cis-regulatory region sequence-specific DNA binding.
UGGGCCGGGCCGGGCGGGAAACGUUAGGCCAGCGGCCCCCGGGGCGCGGGGGUCGAGCGGGCGGGGAGGGCCCGAGGCAAGCUCUGCCCGGAUGAGGAACAAAGCGGUGGGGCAGGCGCGCGCGCCCCCCGCGCGGCCGGCAGGUUGGGCAGCCCCCCUCCCGAAGCUUCUGGAGGAAAAGCCCCGGGUGUCCCCCGGCAUGCCCCAUCUCGCGGCGGGGUGCGCGGCCGCCGGCCCUCGGGAGAAGUUGGGCGGCCCCGGGCGGCCGCGGGGCCGAGGGGCCGCGUUUGUGCAGCGGUUGUAAGCAAGAUGCGGUAGCACGUGACCCUGGAACGCAAACCCUGAUGGCCGGUUCCCCGCCGCGCUUGUGUUCUUUUCUCUGACACUUGGCCCCAAGCAGAUGCAUCACAGGAUGAAUGAAAUGAACCUGAGCCCAGUGGGGAUGGAGCAGCUGACUUCAUCCUCUGUGAGCAAUGCCUUGCCAGGCUCAGGGAGUCACCUAGGGUUGGCUGCCUCACCCACUCACAAUGCCAUCCCUGCCCCAGGCCUGCCAGUGGCAAUUCCAAACCUGGGUCCCUCCCUGAGCUCUCUGCCUUCUGCUUUGUCUCUGAUGCUCCCAAUGGGUAUUGGGGAUCGAGGGGUGAUGUGUGGGUUACCCGAAAGAAACUACACCCUACCUCCACCACCUUACCCCCACCUGGAGAGCAGUUACUUCAGAACCAUUCUACCUGGCAUUUUAUCUUAUUUAGCCGACAGACCACCACCUCAGUAUAUCCACCCUAACUCUAUAAAUGUUGAUGGUAAUACAGCAUUAUCUAUCGCCAAUAACGCUUCAGCUCUAGAUCCCUAUCAGUCCAAUGGAAAUGUUGGAUUAGAACCAGGCAUUGUUUCAAUAGACUCUCGCUCUGUGAACACACAUGGUGCCCAAAGUCUUCAUCCCAGUGAUGGCCAUGAGGUGGCCUUGGACACAACAAUCACUAUGGAGAACGUCUCUAGGGUUACCAGCCCAAUCUCUACAGAUGGAAUGGCAGAAGAGCUUACAAUGGAUGGAGUUGCAGGCGAGCAUGCCCAAAUCCCAAAUGGCUCCAGAAGUCAUGAACCUCUGUCUGUAGAUUCUGUGAGCAACAACCUUGCAGCAGACACUGUAGGACAUGGUGGUGUGAUACCCAUUCAUGGGAAUGGCCUGGAGCUCCCUGUGGUCAUGGAGACAGACCACAUUGCAAGUCGGGUCAACGGGAUGUCUGACAGUGCCCUCAGUGAUUCCAUCCACACCGUGGCCAUGAGCACCAACUCUGUAAGCGUGGCACUCUCUACCUCACACAACCUCGCCUCCUUAGAAUCUGUUUCCCUCCAUGAAGUUGGCCUAAGCCUAGAACCUGUGGCUGUCUCCUCCAUCACCCAGGAGGUUGCUAUGGGGACAGGUCAUGUAGAUGUAUCUUCAGACAGUCUUUCUUUUGUACCACCUUCACUGCAAAUGGAAGACUCCAAUUCAAACAAGGAAAAUAUGGCAACCUUGUUUACAAUUUGGUGCACGCUCUGUGACCGAGCCUAUCCCUCAGACUGCCCUGAUCACGGACCAGUGACUUUUGUUCCUGACACUCCAAUAGAGAGCAGGGCGAGGCUUUCUCUCCCAAAGCAGCUUGUUCUUCGCCAGUCAGUUGUGGGAGCAGAAGUUGGUGUAUGGACUGGAGAAACCAUUCCUGUGCGGACUUGCUUUGGGCCUCUCAUUGGCCAGCAGAGUCACUCCAUGGAAGUAGCAGAAUGGACAGACAAGGCGGUUAACCAUAUAUGGAAGAUAUACCACAACGGUGUCCUAGAAUUCUGUAUCAUUACAACUGAUGAAAAUGAAUGUAAUUGGAUGAUGUUUGUGCGCAAAGCCAGGAACCGGGAAGAACAGAAUUUGGUGGCUUAUCCCCAUGAUGGAAAAAUCUAUUUCUGCACUUCACAAGAUAUCCCUCCUGAAAAUGAACUGCUUUUUUAUUACAGCCGGGAUUAUGCUCAGCAGAUUGGUGUUCCUGAACACCCAGAUGUGCACCUCUGUAACUGUGGCAAGGAGUGCAAUUCCUAUACAGAGUUCAAAGCUCACCUUACCAGCCACAUCCAUAACCAUCUUCAUAGCCAGGGCCACAGCAGCAGCCAUGGACCAAGCCACAGCAAAGAGAGGAAGUGGAAGUGCUCCAUGUGCCCCCAGGCUUUUAUCUCUCCUUCCAAACUUCACGUCCACUUUAUGGGUCACAUGGGUAUGAAGCCCCACAAGUGUGAUUUCUGUAGCAAGGCUUUUAGUGAUCCUAGCAACCUGCGGACCCACCUCAAGAUACAUACAGGUCAAAAGAACUACAGAUGUACUUUGUGUGACAAGUCUUUCACCCAAAAGGCUCACCUUGAGUCCCACAUGGUUAUCCACACGGGUGAGAAGAAUCUCAAGUGUGAUUACUGCGACAAGUUGUUCAUGCGGAGGCAGGACCUCAAGCAACACGUACUCAUCCACACACACAUUAUGCCAACUGGUGAAUAUACAGAGAUGAAAGACACAGACCUUGUCUUUAAAGAGCUCGAAGUCCGGUAAGAGAAGCAGAACAGUACAGCACUACCAUACCAUGCUGCAGUCAGAGUAAGCAUCAGAUCCUGAGAGGCUGUGGAAGAGGGUCACCGACCCGGCCAGGGUGUCUGGGAGAGCCUCCUGGUAGUCUGAGCUAAGUAUUAAAGAAGAUUAAGUUAGAAUUUUUAGGGAGGCAGAGAAGGAUAAAGGAUGGGAAUAGUAUUCUAGACAGAGGAAAGGCAUAUUUAGAAAUACAUGUACGAGAAGGACUGUGGAAUGCAAGUGGUUCUUUACAGUUAGAGCACAGUGUGCGUGUGAGAACAAUGGAGAGAGAGGCGGCAGUAAAGUCAGGAGCCUUUUAUCCAACUAGGAAAAUUAAAUUUCAUUCUGGAGGUAAUGGGGAGCCACUGAAGGAUUUUACCUCCCCAUGUCACAGGCACCAUUCUGUGCCAUGUGUGUGUUUUAAUUAUGGUAAAAACACAAAAUUUACUGUCUUAACCACUUCUACGUGUACGGUUCAGUAAUGUUAAGUGUAUUCACACUCUUAUACAAGUGUUGAAGGACUUUGAGGAAAAAUGUCAAGGUGAGAUAUUCCAUUUUAUAAAGGAUUGAAGGAGAAGGUCAAAUAUUAGGAGACUCAUUAAGAAUUCAUUGCAUGAGGGGCACCUUGGUGGCUCAGUUGGUUAAGCAUCCAACCUCGGCUCAGGUCAUGAUCUCAUGGUUCAUGGGUUCAAGCCCCAUGUCUGGCUCUCUGCUGACAGUGCAGAGCCUGGAGCCUGCUUCAGAUUCUGUGUGUGUCUCCCCAGCCACCCCCCUCACUGCCCCUCCACUCCUUAUGUGCGCACGCACGCGCUGUCUCUCUCUCUCUCAAAAAUAAACAUUAAAAAAAAAAAAAAAGAAUUUAUUGCAUGAGAGGCACCUGGGUGGCUCAGUUGGUUAAUCGUCCAAGUCUUGGU